This is a messenger RNA of Fomitopsis serialis, 654 nucleotides long. RefSeq names its product signal transduction histidine kinase. NCBI's taxonomy places the organism in Eukaryota, Fungi, Basidiomycota, Agaricomycetes, Polyporales, Fomitopsidaceae. Gene Ontology annotation, biological process: phosphorylation; phosphorelay signal transduction system. The record is from RefSeq and is a predicted model, not a curated record. Gene Ontology annotation, molecular function: protein histidine kinase binding; histidine phosphotransfer kinase activity. Gene Ontology annotation, cellular component: cytoplasm; nucleus. Bases 1 to 654 code for a protein of 217 amino acids. The transcript has 3 exons.
AUGUCCCCAGCGGACACAGCCAAGGCCCGCUCGCCCACCCCCGCACCCGCCUCUGCCCUCUCGCCCCCCGCGACCCCCGCACCCGGCCCUGCGCCUGAACCAAAGUCCAAGGCCGCAACCCCCGCCCCGCCCUCCCGCCAUCCCUCUCUCGCCCCCGGCCGCGAAGCAACCCCCGCCGUCGAGCCCCCGCCCGCCCCAGACGGGCCCGAUGAGGUCGAUGCCGUCGACACAGAGGCCGCGGAAGGCACUAUCGAUCUCGAGACCUUCCACCAGAUCCUCGAUCUCGACGAGGACGACACGCACGACUUCUCCAAGGAGAUGGUCACCGCCUACUUCUCCCAGGCGAACACCACCUUCGACGAGAUGGACGAGGCCUACAAGGCGAAAGACCUCACCAAGCUCUCGUCCCUCGGCCACUUCCUCAAGGGCUCUUCCGCCGCCCUCGGCGUCGCCCGCGUCCAGGCCUCGUGUGAGCGCAUCCAGCACUACGGCCAGCUCCGCGACGAGGACACCGGCACCGACCUGACCGACGUUACCGCCCUCGGCAAGAUCGAGCCCCUCCUCGGCCGCGUCAAGAAGGAGUACAUCGUCGCAGAGUCGUGGCUCAAGAAGUGGUACGAGGAGAACUCCGUCCCCGCCGACGACGGCGAGUAG